GUUUUAUUGAAGCUUUUCUGUUGAAAUUAAGUUACACCCUUUAGUACAAGUAACCUGUUAGAUUAAAUUGUAUUAUAGUUUGCAGUUCAGUGUUCUUAAGUCAAAAUCUUUGUAUUUUUUCAUUGCUUACAGGCUUCGAAAGCAUAUCAGAUAUGUGUUUGUUAUUUCAUGCUUGAAUUUGUUGGUGUUAUUGCAGUUUCCACAGAUUAUACCAUAGUAUUUGCUUUCUAUGUCAAACGGGUGGUUCGUAUGAAUUAUAAUACUUGCUUGUUCAAAUUCCAGGUUAAGAUAUGGCUGACGAUGCCAGCGAUAAUGCACACGAGAAACCCACACAGUUGUUUACAUUGAAGAAAUGGAAUGCAGUGGCGGUGUGGAACUGGGAUGUGGAGUGCGAUACGUGCGCUAUAUGUCGAGUGCAAGUUAUGGAUGCUUGUUUACGUUGCCAAGCGGAUAACAAACAAGACGAAUGCGUUGUAGUUUGGGGCGAAUGCAAUCAUUCAUUCCAUAAUUGCUGCAUGGCUUUAUGGGUGGAACAAAACAACAGGUGUCCAUUGUGCCAGAAAGCAUGGGUGAUCCAGGGCACGGGAAAGUGACCUACAUGUCAUCUGUUAUUAUCACUGUGUUGAAUGCAUUAUGAUGAAACAAUAAGUAUUGUCUUGCUAACAAUCACUUGUUUUAUGGAAUGUUAUUAUAAUAUGUUUGUUAUUAUUUGUGAAUAAAUCAUCUUCUUUAUUGAA
This is a messenger RNA of Ciona intestinalis (vase tunicate), 737 nucleotides long. Its product is annotated as RING-box protein 2. The record is from RefSeq and is a predicted model, not a curated record. Lineage: Eukaryota; Metazoa; Chordata; Ascidiacea; Phlebobranchia; Cionidae. Gene Ontology annotation, molecular function: zinc ion binding.